CUGGAACCCUGCUCCGCUGUUUCAGGCAAGUGUCUCAAUGCUGCAAGUGGGAUAUUUUCCACGGGAGAGACGCUGAAACUUCGCAGUCACGCUGACCGCCAUUCUCUUAUUCAUCGGAACAAGGAAAGGACCAAGUCCACGGAGAGCAGUCCACGGAGAGCAGUCCACAUACAAUUUUCCCAUCACAUCACUUCGCACUCUCUCUCGUCAGACUCGUUGCUUCUUGUUGUUGCUUGGACUGCAGACAAUCGGGGAGCUGAGAACAAAUGCUCGAAGUGAAUAGUUUGGGUUAAGACUGAACAGCAAAUUGUCAUGGAAGCUGUGCCCGGUUUAGGUGAUUGUAUGGGCUAAAAGCGGGACCGGUCGGUUGAUUAAUCCCCCACACAAAAAAAACACAUAUCUGUCUCGGAUAAGUGGAGCAUGCAUCAGAACUGCAGAGGUUCUCUCUACGCUGCCUGCUGUGUUCUGAGCUGGAGAGGAGUUCCAAUUACAAGUCUGUCUGCUUUCAAACACAUUGCCAUUGUCCAACAGAUUUUUCAGAAUUCAGCAUAUUUAACCCAAACCGACGGUUAUAAUCAGUAAGGUGAGAGGAUCAACAAUGAACAUCUUUGAAAGCUGCUGGCCUGGACCUUUUUAACCACUCUUAAUUCAGCAUAAUUUUGCAGAGAGACCAUCCACAUAUAGCAUGAUGGCAUGCUUUCUUUGGAAACCAACCUUCUAUGGGCUUGUUGUCGUACUGGCCCAAGUACAUUCAUCAGAGGGGUUCAGUCGGGCUGCACUGCCGUUCGGCUUGGUAAGGAGAGAGCUGUCUUGUGAGGGCUAUCCAAUCGACCUACGUUGUCCAGGAAGUGAUGUCAUCAUGAUAGAGAGUGCUAACUACGGAAGAACAGACGACAAGAUCUGUGACGCUGACCCCUUUCAGAUGGAGAACAUAAACUGCUACCUCCCAGAUGCCUACAAGAUCAUGUCACAAAGGUGCAACAAUCGAACCCAGUGCAUAGUGAUCACAGGCUCUGACGUCUUCCCUGACCCAUGCCCAGGAACCUACAAAUACCUGGAGGUCCAGUAUGAGUGUGUCCCCUACAGUCCAUGCCCACACAGAAUUGGACCAAGAACACAGAAUGUGUCGUAUCGCAACUGCCCUGAAGUGGAGCAAAAAGUUUUUGUUUGUCCCGGGACUCUGAAAGCUGUCGGAGAUCCUUCCUUUCUCUUUGAAGCGGAGCAGCAGGCCGGGGCAUGGUGCAAGGACCCAUUGCAAGCAGGCGACAAAAUCUACUUCAUGCCCUGGACUCCAUACAGGACAGAUACUCUCAUUGAGUAUUCUUCUCUUGAUGACUUCCAGAAUGCUCGGCAGACCAUCACAUACAAGCUCCCUCAUCGUGUGGAUGGCACUGGAUUUGUGGUAUAUGACGGGGCUGUAUUUUUCAACAAGGAGAGAACCCGCAACAUUGUAAAGUUUGACCUACGGACUAGAAUCAAAAGUGGUGAGGCCAUCAUCAAUAACGCUAACUAUCAUGACACAUCGCCAUACAAGUGGGGCGGGAAAACAGACAUCGACCUGGCUGUGGACGAGAACGGCCUCUGGGUGAUCUACGCCACCGAACAGAACAACGGCAUGAUGGUUAUCAGCCAGUUGAACCCUUACACCCUUCGCUUCGAGGCUACCUGGGAGACGACUUAUGACAAGCGCUCAGCUUCAAAUGCCUUCAUGAUCUGUGGAGUACUCUAUGUAGUGAGGUCCACUUAUGAAGAUAACGAGAGUGAAGUCAGCAAAAGCCUGAUAGAUUACAUUUACAAUACCAAACAGAACCGGGGCGAGUACGUGGAUAUCCACUUUCCUAACCAGUACCAGUACAUUGCAGCUGUGGAUUACAAUCCAAGAGAUAACCAGCUAUAUGUGUGGAAUAAUUUUUACAUCUUAAGAUACAAUCUGGAGUUUGGUCCACCUGAUCCCGCGCACGCUCCCCCUCCAUCAGAGGUAACCAUUGCUCCUCAGCCUCUGAGAACUACAACCACCACAACAACCACCACGAUGCACAGAGGUGUAGCCAACACCACCACUCCAACAGGGCACAAGGAAGGGAGCAAGGGAGCAGUGAAACCCCCUUCGGAGGUUCUCCAGACCACGGUCCCUCCACCCCUGGAGAGCUUCCCCCUGCCAGAGCGCUUCUGCGAGGCCACAGAGAAGAGGGACAUCCUGUGGCCCCAGACCCAGAGGGGCAUGCUCGUUGAGCGACCAUGCCCCAAGGGGACACGAGGCACAGCCUCCUAUUUAUGUGUUUUUGCCUCUGGGGCUUGGCACCCAAAGGGCCCGGAUCUCAGCAACUGCACAUCCCACUGGGUCAACCAAGUUGCCCAGAAGAUCCGUAGUGGGGAGAAUGCUGCUAACCUAGCCAAUGAACUAGCCAAACACACCAAAGGCCCCAUUUUUGCCGGCGAUGUGAGCUCGUCAGUGCGUCUGAUGGAGCAGCUGGUAGACAUCCUAGAUGCUCAGCUCCAGGAACUGAGGCCCAGCGAGAAGGACUCUGCAGGACGCAGCUUCAACAAGCUUCAAAAACGAGAAAGGACAUGCCGGGCAUACAUGAAGGCAAUUGUGGACACAGUGGACAACCUUUUGAGACCAGAGGCUCUGAAAUCCUGGCAAGAUAUGAACUCCACAGAGCAGACACAUGCUGCCACCAUGUUGCUGGAUACUCUUGAAGAAGGAGCAUUUGUCCUGGCUGACAAUCUCAUGGAGCCAGCUAUUGUCAAAGUACCUGCUGACAAUAUAAUCCUGGAUGUUUAUGUACUCAGCACUGAUGGCCAGGUGCAGGACUUCAAAUUUCCUCAAACCAGCAAGGGUGGUAUCUCUAUUCAACUGUCCUCCAACACUGUCAAGCUCAACAGUCGCAAUGGUGUUGCCAAGCUGGUGUUUGUCCUCUACAAAAACCUGGGCCAAUUUCUUAGCACGGACAAUGCCACGAUCAAAUUGACCAACGAGGCCUAUGGUCGGAACAUGUCUAUGGCUGUAAACUCGGACAUCAUUGCCGCCUCCAUCAACAAAGAGUCCAGUCGCGUGUUUAGCAAUGACCCUGUUAUUUUUACCCUGGAACACAUUGAUAUGGAGCACUACUUCAAUUCCAAUUGUUCCUUCUGGAACUACUCAGAGAGGAGCAUGAUGGGGCAUUGGUCCACCCAAGGCUGCAAACUUCUGGAUUCUAACAAGACCCAUACCUCCUGUUCCUGUAGUCACCUCACCAACUUUGCCAUCCUCAUGGCUCAUCGAGAAAUUUCUGGCAAAGAUGGAGUGCAUGAGUUGUUCUUGACUGUCAUCACCCGUGUAGGGAUCGUGGUCUCGUUAGUCUGCUUGGCCAUCAGCAUAUUCACCUUCUGCUUCUUCCGGGGCCUUCAAAGUGAUCGCAAUACCAUACACAAGAACCUGUGCAUCAAUCUCUUCAUUGCAGAAUUAAUAUUCCUGAUCGGAAUCGAUAUGACAGAACCAAGGAUUGGUUGUUCCAUCAUUGCUGGGAUUCUUCAUUUCUUCUUCCUGGCAUCUUUCUCCUGGAUGUGUCUGGAAGGGGUUCAGUUGUACCUCAUGCUGGUGGAGGUUUUUGAGAGCGAAUACUCCAGGAAGAAAUAUUACUAUGUAUCUGGAUACCUCCUUCCAGCCAUCAUAGUUGGUGUGUCUGCAGCUAUUGACUACCAAAGCUAUGGGACUAAGAAAGCUUGCUGGCUAAGAGUGGACAAUCACUUCAUAUGGAGCUUUAUAGGACCUGUCACCUUUAUCAUCAUGCUCAAUCUCAUCUUCCUGGUCAUCACCAUGUACAAAAUGGUGAAGCACUCAACUACCCUAAAACCAGACUCCAGUCGGCUGGAAAAUAUAAAUAAUUAUCGCGUUUGUGAUGGAUACUAUAAUACCGAUUUGCCAGGCUAUGAAGAUAAUAAACCAUUUAUCAAGUCCUGGGUCCUGGGAGCCUUUGCUCUGUUGUGUCUGCUGGGUCUGACUUGGUCCUUUGGAUUGUUCUUCAUCAAUGAGUCCUCCGUGGUGAUGGCCUACCUCUUUACCACAUUCAACACCUUCCAAGGAAUGUUUAUCUUUAUCUUCCACUGCCUCCUCCAGAAAAAAGUCCGUAAAGAGUACAGCAAGUGCUUCCGACACACAUACUGCUGUGGUGGCUUGCCCACAGAGAGCUCCCACAGUUCUGCUAAGACAUCCACAGCCAGGACGAGUGCCCGCUACUCCUCUGGCACACAGAGCCGUAUCAGGAGAAUGUGGAAUGACACCGUAAGAAAGCAAUCUGAGUCCUCCUUUAUCUCAGGUGACAUCAACAGCACUUCUACCCUUAACCAAGGAAUGACGGGCAAUUAUCUACUAACAAAUCCUCUUCUUCGACCACAAGGCACUAACAACCCUUAUAACACCUUACUGGCUGAAACAGUCGUAUGUAACACUCCUACGGCUCCUGUGUUUAACUCUCCAGUGACCUACAGAGAGACAAGACACUCACUGAACAACGCGAGGGAAACAAGUGCAAUGGAUACUCUACCGCUAAAUGGUAACUUUAAUAAUAGCUAUUCGCUCCGCAACGGGGACUAUGGCGACAGUGUGCAGGUUGUAGACUGUGGCCUCAGCCUAGAUGAUGCUGCCUUUGAGAAAAUGAUCAUCUCUGAGCUGGUGCACAACAACCUGCGGGCUAAGAACAACCACCACCAACAACAGCAGCACCACCACCACCUUCACCCAGAACGGAUCCCGCCCAAGGUGACGGUGGGUGGGAGUAGCGGUGAAAACAAUGCCAUCAUGGCAGACGCCUCCUCCCUGGUGCAUGGUGACACAGCGGGCCUGGAGCUGCACAGCCGAGAGCUGGAGGCACCUCUCAUCCCCCAGCGGACUCACUCGCUUCUCUACCAGCCUCAGAAGAGAGUGAAGACCGAGGGGAUGGAGAGCUGCGGAGGUUUUGUCAGCCAGACGGCAGAGCCAAACAACAGCCUGCAGUCCCCCAACAGAGACUCCUUGUACACUAGUAUGCCUAACCUGAGGGACUCUCCAUUCCCCGAGAGCAGCCCCGACGUAGAGGAGGACCUCUCCUCCCCCUCCAAAAGGAGUGAGAACGAGGACGUUUACUACAAGAGCAUGCCUAACUUAGGAUCUGGACACCAGCUCCAAGCAUACUACCAGAUCAGUCGAGGGAACAGUGAUGGUUAUAUUAUUCCUAUUACUAAAGAGGGCUGUACACCUGAAGGAGAUGUACGGGAAGGACAGAUGCAGUUAGUGACAAGCCUUUAAGAUUGAAAUCACCAUCUUUUCUUCUCCGUACCAGCCCUAUCUUUUGGAGGACACACUCUGAGAGAGGUUGUGGAAGUGGCUAGAGCCCAAACCAAACUGUCCCACUACCAUCCAAACAACGUCCCCUUUAACCCUCUUUUACCCUUACACAGACAAACAGACUUAAGUGCACAGCAACGGCAGUUCAGUGUUACUCCGAUCGCUGUGAAGUUUACACAGAAUGUACAUACAAUGCAGAGUCAAUUUCAGUUUAAGAAAUGAACCAAUUAUGUAUUUAAAUGUGAUGCUGCUGUUGAAUAACGGAUACAAAAAUAUAUAUAAAAACAAAAGAAUAAAAAAAUAGGCUAUUUCAGAUCAGAAGUUUUCACUUCCAUAAUCCUUGUCAAAGCCUGUUUUUGUAUCAUAUACAAAAUAAAGCUUUUGGGCCAGGAUGAGGACAACAAUUUAACUGAGACGUUCCUGAUGAAUUACUUAAUUAGGAAUAUAAGGUCCUAGAGUUACCCCCCAUCACCGUGAAGUUUGGAUUGUAUAACCACUAGCAAUCAAGCCCCUGGCCUUAUAUUUUCUCAAUUGUACAUUGAGCUGUUAAAAAUGACAAAAAUAGAUAUAUUUUGUUGUAUUGCUCGAGGAAAAAAUUAAUAAAAACAGUACAUAUAAAGAAACCUUUUAAUUGAAAAUCUAACAUUUGAAGAGACUAUUGUGUAAAAGUUGCACAUGUUAUAAAAUGUGUUAAUUGUUCUUACACUUCAUUCAUCUACAUUUGAAGAAAAAAAAGAUAAUUAAAACAAAAUGAGUCAACAAAGAACUUGAUUAAUGCAUAUUCACUUUUUCCACUUGUGAACAGUGUUUUCCUGAAUGAAUUUCAUAUUGUCAAUUGCACUGGGUUUAUUUGAUAAUGCCAAAACAUGAAAUUAAUCUUUUCUGUCAUUAUAUAGGUUCAUGGGCAGCAAUCACUUAAAACCAUCUUCUGACAAUAAAGUUUAUAUUCAUUAUAUUAUGUAUUUAUUACGCUUGGGUCUGGACAUUAAUUUAUUGAAAUAUUUCCAAAUAAUGAAUGGAGAAUGAGCAAAUAUUUUCCAGCACUGGUAUACAUAGCUCAUCUUUUUCUGUAAACUAUUAAGGGGCCUAUCACUAUACUGAUGUAAAGUUCAACACUUGUUUAACAAAAAAAAUAAUGUGAGAUUUUUUGUCAAAUGCCAGUUCCUUUAUUAAUUUGUGUUUUUGUACUGUUUAAGACUUCAGCUUUGAUUAUUUUGCUAUAGACAAAAUAUAUUUUUGACUCUUGUUUUCCUUUAGGCAUUGCAGGUUAGUCAAGCUCAUUUCCCCUUUGUGUUGGAGAAGCCAAAUCUUUUCAUGUAAUUUAAUAAUGAGAACUCAGGUAGGGAAAAUUCAAUUGUAAAUGUUACUCUGUGUGGUUGUAACACUCCAAUAAAAGUUCCAGUAAAAAU
Osmerus eperlanus (European smelt) is the source of this 6714-nucleotide messenger RNA. RefSeq names its product adhesion G protein-coupled receptor L2a (gene adgrl2a). Gene Ontology annotation, biological process: adenylate cyclase-activating G protein-coupled receptor signaling pathway; cell surface receptor signaling pathway. The coding region runs from base 686 to 5266 and encodes 1526 amino acids. Gene Ontology annotation, cellular component: plasma membrane. Lineage: Eukaryota; Metazoa; Chordata; Actinopteri; Osmeriformes; Osmeridae. Gene Ontology annotation, molecular function: G protein-coupled receptor activity; carbohydrate binding. The transcript has 27 exons. The record is from RefSeq and is a predicted model, not a curated record.